CGGUGUCGAAGUAAAUAAAAUAAUCGGUGGCGCAGUAAAAAAAAAUAAUUCCAUUGUUUUCGUGAAAGAAAAAGAAAAUCUCAUUUUGGAAAAACUGUGCGUGUAAUCAAAAGAUUACAAAGCUAAAAACAAAGUGUCUGAGGCAGAGAUUGCGAAAUUAAUUUUUUAUUACGUGUUAUAAUAACGGCUUCAAAAUUGGCAAAAUACGGAAAAACAGAAAAAUGAGUUAUAAUGACAAGAACGAUGGGAUUACAAAGGAGGAGUGGAUACAGCGACUGGAGCAGUUCCCUUUCAAGCAGGCCGACAUGAAUCGUUUAAUUAUGAACUACUUGGUUACAGAGGGUUUUAAGGAGGCGGCAGAAAAGUUCCAAGUUGAAGCUGGUCUUCUCGAGCCUUCCGUUGAACUCAAUUCCCUGGACGAUCGCAUAUUAAUACGUGAAGCCAUACAGAAUGGUCGUAUACAGGAAGCCACACAUUUGGUUAAUCAAUUGCAUCCUGAGCUAUUGGAUGGGGACCGUCAUUUGUUCUUUCAUCUUCAACAAUUACAGUUGAUUGAACUCAUAAGGGUGGGCAAAAUAGAAGAGGCCUUGUCAUUUGCUCAAAGUCGUUUAUCUGAAGCUGGAGAAGAUAUACCUGAGGUGUUGUGCGAAUUAGAACGUACCUUGGCUCUCUUGGCAUUUGAAAAGCCACAAGACAGUCCCUUUUCAUAUCUUUUAGAGCAGUCCCAUAGACAAAAGAUUGCCAGCGAAUUGAAUGCUGCCAUACUGAAAAGUGAACACAGCGCCGAUUCUACGCCGAAAAUUAUGUUUUUAUUGAAACUGAUCAUGUGGGCUCAGUCCAAAUUGGAUGCCCGAGAGGUGAAUUACCCAAAGAUGAAAGAUCUUGAAAAUGCUCUUAUUGAUCCCAAGUGAUCAGAUUUUUUUAAUAUAUAAUUUUUUCGUAGUUAUUGGCAAUAGCAUAAAUAGGCGAUAGAAGAACGAAUCAUAGAAAAGAAUCAUAUUUAAUAUAUAAACAUGUACUUUAAAGAAUUCAUUUACAUUUUAUGCAACUGGUAGAUAUUAAUCUCUCUAUAUAUAACAAAAUAAAAAAAAUAAAAACUAGUAA
Messenger RNA from Stomoxys calcitrans (stable fly), 1104 nucleotides. It is a transcript of the gene Hou, whose product is annotated as glucose-induced degradation protein 8 homolog. Gene Ontology annotation, cellular component: nucleus; cytoplasm. NCBI's taxonomy places the organism in Eukaryota, Metazoa, Arthropoda, Insecta, Diptera, Muscidae. The transcript has 4 exons. Gene Ontology annotation, molecular function: protein binding. The coding region runs from base 222 to 911 and encodes 229 amino acids. Gene Ontology annotation, biological process: proteasome-mediated ubiquitin-dependent protein catabolic process. The record is from RefSeq and is a predicted model, not a curated record.